This is a messenger RNA of Oncorhynchus tshawytscha (Chinook salmon), 4520 nucleotides long. Its product is annotated as ligand-dependent corepressor-like. The record is from RefSeq and is a predicted model, not a curated record. The coding region runs from base 401 to 1570 and encodes 389 amino acids. NCBI's taxonomy places the organism in Eukaryota, Metazoa, Chordata, Actinopteri, Salmoniformes, Salmonidae. Gene Ontology annotation, molecular function: DNA binding. Gene Ontology annotation, biological process: regulation of transcription by RNA polymerase II. Gene Ontology annotation, cellular component: nucleus. The transcript has a single exon.
AUGACCAACAUGCCCUCCCCCUCCCCCUGAGCUAUAUGGACAGGACUAAUGACCAACAUGCCCUCCUCCCUCCUGAGCUAUAUGGACUGGACUAAUGACCAACAUGCCCUCCUCACUCCCCCCUGAGCUAUAUGGACAGGACUAAUGACCAACAUGCCCUCCUCACUCUCCUGCCCUAUCUGAACAGAGCUGGACAUUAUUAACUUUUUUUUAGAUUUCAUAUUUUUCUUUUGAUUUUCUUUUUCCUGCAUAUCCUUUUUUAAAAUUGUUUUCUUAUUGUUAUGUUGACUGACGCAUAAUUUGUAAUAAAAUGCGAAGCCAAAAUAAACAAAUUCCCAAACCUUGAGCCUUUUUUGUUCUUAAAAGUAGCACACACUCACGGACGUAUAUAUUUUAUAAUAUGAUGUUACCUAAGCAAAAUCAACCAAUAAAGGAGUGGCCUCAUCUUCCCUCCCCCAACCCAUCCUCCCCUAGAGAGAGAAACAUUAAAGCACUGUGCAAGCUCUGCUUACACCCAAUUUCCUUCCAUCCAAUCAGGCGUUCCCUGAGUGCUGACGGACAGGCCGGGCUGCCUAUGUGGAGCCUGCAGGAUGGGAGGAGGGAGAAUUUCAGCCACUCUGUCCCUUUAAAGCCCCCCUCGCCUCUCUGUCACGCCCUGCACAUCAAACAGGAAGUGAACCUAUUUUCCAGCCCAGAGUUGUCUCCCAACCAGAACCAGAUGUCCAGACCCUUCGACCACCUCUCUCUCCUUUCCAGGUACGGCUCUCCGUCCUGGGCCUCCAAGACCCACUUCGGAGCCCUCCUGAAGCUCCGGGCCAACAGCAGAGCUGGAGACCACCUCAAAGACCUACCCAGCUUGCUGGAGGCUGCAGGGCUCUUCACCAAGUCACCCUCCUGUGGGAAGGCAAUCAUCCAGGAGGCCCCCAGAGACCCGGGCCUCUCUCUUUCCCAUUCCCCGACCGUUGACCUCAAAAUCCCGCAGGUGAGAGGCCUUGGAGGCCUGGGGAUGGACUUCUGCUUGGGCUCCCAGAGCUCUGAUCCCUACAGACUCCCCAGCCACCACAGUGAGAACAGCCUGGGGAAGAGGCAGAGGUCCAUCCUGCCCAAACACAGCCGCCUGGGAAGCAGUGGAGGAGAGAGGGAGUACUGGGCUUCAUCCGAUGCAGACCGCCCUGCCUCUGGGGGGAGGUAUCCUACCUCUGACCCCGAGGCAGACCUCAGCAACAUGCAUCUGAGGAAAAAGAGGGGACGAUACCGUCAGUACAACGCAGAGCUGCUAGAGGAAGCUAUCGGAGUGGUGAUGGAGGGGAAGAUGAGCGUGUCCAAGGCUCAGACCGUCUACGGGAUCCCUCACAGCACGCUGGAGUAUAAAGUCAAGGAGCGCCUUGGCACCCUGAAACACCCGCCCAAGAAGAAGCUGAAGCUGAUGAGCCACAUGGAGGAACCGGAGGAUACGGAGGCCCCAGAGAGCCAAGAAGCUCUGUAUGCGACCAUGGACCUUCAGUCUGUGUCAGCAUCUGGAGAGAACGGCAGGCAGCUGCUCAGUACACGCCUCUCCCCAGACGAAUAAAGUCACGAUUGAAAGAGAUUCAGUACUUGAUGAUAUGUGAUGGUUUUUCCCAGACCAGGUAAUCGUUUGCAUUUGCCAGGCAGUGGCAAUGACAGAGGAGUCUAUCAGGGGCGGCUGCUGAGGGGAGGAUGGCUCAUAAUAAUGUUUGGAACAGAGCAAAUGAAAUGGCAUCAAACCAUGUGUUUGAUUCCGUUCCAGCCAUUACCACAAGUCUGUCCUCCUCAAUUAGGGUGCCACCAACCUCCUGUGGACUCUAUAUAGCUAGUACACAAUUGAUCAGUUAGGUAUGUUGAUUUAUUCCAAAUGCACUUCUACUUACUGUGAUCAACCACGUGAAUCAAUCUGACCUAUUCAUCUUAGCUCUUGAAUUGUUUCUACAUGUUUGGUAAGCCUAUAAGUAGCUGUUGUCUAAAUCAAUCAAAAACUAAAUCGUCUCUGCCCCUCGACGUUGUCCUAGACAUUGUUGAAACACUCCAUGUUUUGGCAGUGUUUUUAUGAAGCUUGUUUGUGCUGUAUAAGGAUAUCAAACAAUAUUUUAACGGUUCAUCCUGAAACUGCUUUAGAUACGGUGCUAACAUAAUCUAAUAUUUUUACUAUUUGACUAAUAUAAUGUGUGAUGUGUUGGCAAAAUUGCAAUUGGACCAAUCCCAAUUGUCUUGAGAGUUCUAUAUUGAUCAGUGGCGCCCCUUACUGUCUUCUAGGAGUACUCUAGUUAUUACAGCACUUCGGGUUGAGCCAACGGCCUGCAACCCAGCUCCUGUAGAACUACAGGAAAUGUAUGGUCUUAUUGGAGGCCAGCUGAAUCAAAAGCCUACAGACCUUGUAGCACCAAGGUUGGAGACAUUUGGGUUGGAUUCACCAACCUCAUUUCUUUGUUUGGGUCAUAAUGAUGACGCAUGUUCAGCCCUCAACAUGUAGAAUCAAGGCUUCUAUUUGAAACUCUAUUCAUAUUUGACCACCUAAAUGGGGGUUUAUAAUGUUUAUUUUACUUUGUCAACCAGUGUUUGACUUUAAGCUCACAAUCUCUUUCCCUGUCACUGUUCAGCAAAUGCACACCUGAGAUUGAAUAGACCAAACUACAGCAGAAAGAAUAUGUGGUUGCAAGGAUGCCUGUAACUACUGAAAAUCUUAAUGUGAGGUUGUAUGUUUUUGUUUGUUGGGAGAACAGAUUCCUCUGUCUGCAAUUUCACCUCCUUUAGUUACCAACCAAACCUCAGCUAUAGACGUGUUGGCUGUUUAGCUGCAAAAUCACUAUAGAGAAACUGGUUUGGCCUAGAUUGUUGACCCGUAAACUAUAUUUUGUCUCAAAUGUGUAUUGAAACGUACAUUUGCACAAUGAGCACUUUUCUCUGAAAUACAUGUCAGUUGUUGGUGAGCUAGCUAGUGAAUUUUGGCUAUAUUACCAUAGAUGUGACAUCAGUCAAAACACCUCAAAACAAGACAUUGUAUCAAAGAGAUCAAACUAGCUAAAACACGCCACCCACAAUUCCCCAGGUGGCAGUUUCUUGUCAUUGUUGCUAGCAGUCUGUCCAUCCAGAAUCACAACGCACAGACUUCUGCCUCAUUGAAGCCUGCACAUUGUUUUUGUGACGCAAGCUAAACGUUUAUACUCUCCAAAAGCACGGCAGAGUUACAACCACUCAGAUGUCUCUCCGCUGUGUGACUGGGACAUUUUCUUUACCUGUGUUUACCUGUAGCCUUCACCACAACUCAGGGUAAUGUUUGUGUGUGGCUGCAGUACUUGUGUGAAUGUGUAUAUUUCUAUGUUAGAUAUCUAUACACAAACAUACCUCACUCAGAUACUUAUUUCCAUGCCUCUUGUAUCUUACUCAGAAUCAUCUGAAAAGGGGUACAUUUUUUGUUGUCUGCGAACAGACACUUUUGGGAUGUCUUACCAUUGACGGAUAAAUAUAUGCACCCGACUCUUAUCAGAUGUUCUCACAACUUACCUUAACCGAGCAUUUGUUUACCAGUUUGAGCCUCCUGGACAGUUUAAAUCUGUGCGGCGCUGCAGUUAGCACAACAAACUUCAGGUGUGAAGUCUGGUAGUUUCGUUACCUCUAGUGAUGACUGUCCCUGCUUAACAGAAGAAGACCAGGACAAGGGACAGGUGGAAAUGUUUGUUCUUAAAACAUAAAAAAAAAAUCUUAACUAUGUAUUUAAAGAUUGGUUUUAUUCACGUGUUAGAUUGCAGCUUUAAGGUGCAGUAAAUUGAUGAGUCUCAACGGUUUCAAAGGUUUUGCCAUGUGGCGCAUAGCACUAAGGAAAUUCUUUGGAGAAGUGUAGAAUAUGCUGAAGCCCAUUGCAGUUUAAACAUCGUGAUGUUUUUAGAAAACAUCACAUUCAAUGGAUGCCGUAUUUGCUCCUCCUUGGUAAUACUGACCCAAUAUCAAUUUCUGGAAAUCUCAGAAUUGUACACAAUGUUUACUUAUCUAAUUCUACAAUCAGAACUAGAAUCCAAAUACUCAUCGUGACUAGAACGCUCGGACGCAGCAACAUGGCGUCCCGCUGUGGAUUUGGCAAAACUGCUGUGAGUACUACUUACCCUAUCGACAGUUAUACCUCAGGACAUUUCAGAAUAUUACACCAAGGAUUUGAUUUUGGCCCACCGUGAACACACAGCUACAAACUUUUAGAUACUUGGUCAAACUUAACUGAUAUCACAUGAAAUGCAAUGCAAAAAACAAGAACUUUCCUUAAGCAAGGCUGCUCCUUUUCAGUUCUUAUUUUUUUUGGACAACAUUACAUUUCAGAAUCUCUGACAUUUCCUUUAGUCUUUCAGGUGUAUAUAAGUAUAGUGAAAAUAAAUAUAGUUGACUACUAGGUUAACUAAUUAGUAUGAAUCUACUGUAAAUGUUACUUUUUAAAUGUGCAAUGUAUGUCAGUCAAAAGCUUGUACACACCUACUCAUUCAAGGGGGUUUUCUUUAUUUUUUACUAUUUUCUACAUU